CAAAGAGGGACAUAAGACGCAUGUACGAGAAAAAAUCAAACAAGGUGGGCUUGCGCCAGAUAGAGAACAGUAAAUCAUAUCCCAAACCAUAAUCAUCGUCCGAUAGCCUUAACUAUGCGACCAGCGACAUAAAUCGAACUCUGCGGCCUCGAACCCCGGUUGUUUGCCUACGAUUGGUAACUACCAAGCCAUGGCGAUGAUGAAAAUGUCAUCCAUGUCCAAUCACCUGUUGAAGGAGGCGUUGUUGGGGAGCAGCUGCAUGAACUUCCAUUUGCUGAAACUCCCGUCCAGAUGCCCAAUUCCUCUUUCGCGGAGUUUUCUCAGUUCGUCGUCUACAAACACCCGAGUGGCAAGAACAUCCAGAUUGAUUUUACCCCAGAGUGGCAGUCUGCAUAUGUGCCUGCAGCUGCUACAAUGAUCGGCUCGAUCAACUCGACAAACCUUCCCUACAUUACCCCCUUGGACCUGCUCGCCCUAAAGAUAAACACCUGUGGUAUGCGUCCGACUGCUGCAAAGAAGUCUCGCGAUGCCCAAGAUGCCCUGACAGUGGCAGAGAUGCUGUUGAAGCACGGUCCGAUUGUACUUACCCAUGAUCAGAAAGAGGCAGUGCGUGUUGGCAUCGAAGAUGUUGGUGCUUUGAGUGGUCGACAUUCAAGCUGGUGGACUAGCGCCCUGCAGCUCUGA
This is a messenger RNA of Blastomyces gilchristii SLH14081, 684 nucleotides long. RefSeq lists its product as uncharacterized. The record is from RefSeq and is a predicted model, not a curated record. Lineage: Eukaryota; Fungi; Ascomycota; Eurotiomycetes; Onygenales; Ajellomycetaceae. The coding region runs from base 292 to 684 and encodes 130 amino acids. The transcript is spliced from 2 exons.